AAAACCACAUGUCUCAUUUCUAUACAAAUUCGUUUAAAGGUCCAGAAUAGAUAUUUAAUUUCCACAAUGAUCAAAAAAUCGUUCAAGAACGUGUUCGUUACCGUUGGCACAACACAGUUCGACGAAUUAGUUCGUGCAGUCAUCUCUAACGACGUCCUGGAAGAGCUAGUUAAUCUCGGUUGCGAAACGCUUACGAUACAGUUUGGAAAAGGCUUGGAACCUGAUCUUCGGAAUGCGAACCAACGCACCACCAUCAGUGUUACUGGCUACAGUCUGAAAAGCAACAUUGCGGACGACAUUUCCAAGGCGGAUCUCGUGAUAAGCCACGCCGGAGCUGGAAGCUGCAUAGAGGUGCUGGAAGCCGGAAAAACCCUGAUUGUCGUAGUCAACGAAACCCUGAUGGACAAUCAUCAAACCGAGUUAGCUGAGCGGCUUAACAAAGAAAAAUGUUUAUUUUACUGCACUCCGGACACUCUGCAGUCAACAUUAGUUGGUAGUGAUUUUAGUCAGUUGCAAAGUCUUGCCCCAGGGGCAUUAGAUAGUUUCGUUGACCACUUGGACAAGUUUAUGGGCUUUAAAUAAAAGCAACAGAA
This is a messenger RNA of Anopheles coustani, 593 nucleotides long. It is a transcript of the gene Alg13, whose product is annotated as UDP-N-acetylglucosamine transferase subunit ALG13 homolog. The transcript has a single exon. The record is from RefSeq and is a predicted model, not a curated record. Bases 67 to 582 code for a protein of 171 amino acids. Gene Ontology annotation, molecular function: hexosyltransferase activity. Gene Ontology annotation, cellular component: extrinsic component of endoplasmic reticulum membrane; UDP-N-acetylglucosamine transferase complex. Gene Ontology annotation, biological process: dolichol-linked oligosaccharide biosynthetic process. NCBI's taxonomy places the organism in Eukaryota, Metazoa, Arthropoda, Insecta, Diptera, Culicidae.